AGCUACAUGUUUCAACAAUAACUCUAGUGCUAGUAACUGAAAUUGGAUCAAGGCUGACUGGUUGAUACUGGUGCACCAAAGUACUUAGAGUCAAUGUGUACGCCAAGUAUACUUUACUGUGAGCUUCAAGAGAAGCGUUGUGACUUUAUUCACAGGAACCAGGACCUAAUUUCUGGGAACAGGAUGAGAAACCAUUACCCUGAAGCACCCACCCAUCGAGAUCAGUGCCACAGCCCAGCCCUGAUUUCCCUUCCACCUCAAUACAUCUGUGACCACACUCUGAGGCUGGAAGGACAGGUUGGCAAGGUCCAGAAGUACAGGCAGUGUACACUACAUAUCCCCCGCUGAGACCUUUACUCGAUUCACACUCACUGUAAAACAACCGCUGGCCCCUGUCCUGGGGUCCUGGGGUCCCGUCUCCUUUUACAGCCGCCCAUCCUUUUUCUGUCUCAUCUUCUAUGUGGGCCAGAAGAAUGUUGAAGAGUAAAACGUGGCAGUUGACAGCCAUAUUAAUGCUUAUAUCUGAUUGGAGUCAGUGCAUCAAGUCACAACAAUUUACAGUGGAUCCUCCUGAGAACAUUGGGAUUGAUGACCCUGGCCACCUCGGGCCGCUCUACAUCCACUGGACGGCUCCAGCCAACCUGACCAACUUGACUGCCUGCUCCAUGAGAUACCAUCUGGAGUAUUUCAACACAUAUCAGAGCAGAUGGACUGUGAUCAGGACUGUACGGACAUGGUACCGUGCUCAGUUUGACCUGGAGAAGGAGGUCAGGGUGCGGAUCUCCACCUUACUGAAGGGAGCCUGCACCAACGGCACUGACCUCAAGAGCCCCUUCACAGAGAUGGUCCUGCCACCCAAUAACUCAGGCCCAGUUGGCUCCAGGGUCCAGGGGUUUGGUUGCGUGUUUUAUCAGAAGGAGUUCAUGGAGUGCACCUGGGAGACGAGCUUGGAGGAGCCAACCCAAUCCCAGUACAGCCUGUUCUUUUGGCAUCGGGAAAUGGAGCAAGCGGAAGAGUGUCCUCAGUACAUCCACUCCAAUGGGGUCAGGACUGGCUGCAAAUUCACAGAGGAAUCUCUCUCAGAAUUCAGUGAUUUCAACAUAUGCAUAAACAGAUCCUCUCCCAAGGUGGUCUUGAGGUCGGCGUUCUUCUCCCUGCAAAUUCAGAAUUAUGUGAAACCUGCAGCCAUUGAGACCGUGCAUCUGGAAGCUAGUCCAGACAGGAGGCUCCAGGUGCAGUGGGAAUUGCCCAACGAGAGGAUUCCCAGGCACUGCCUUGAGUAUGAAGUGGAAGCCAGAGAGGAGGGCGUAGGCGGGCAGCCGUUGUUGCAGAGGAACGUAACCAAUGAGAUGACGCUGACUUCCCUCUCAAUGGAUGGUGCCCGGAGGAAGUGCUUCCGGGUCAGGUCUCGGAUGCACCACUACUGUGCUGACGGAGGCUUCUGGAGUGACUGGAGCCAUUGGUCCUGUCACUCAGAUACAGAGUCAGAUGCUGUGGUGGGCUGUGCCGUGGUCAUCGGGAUCAUCAUCUCUAUGUUGAUCCUGUCUCUGUUUGGGUGGGCACUAUGGAGAAAGUGGAAAGCCAGAGAGGGGGAGAUUAUGCCUUUCGGUCCCCUGCACAAACUGAUGGAAUAUUCCAAAGGACUCUCUGCUCGCAGUCAUUUCAAUAAAAGAAGAGAGAACCAGUAGUAUAGCCUUUGCAAGCAUUACCUUUGAGCAGACAAAUGAUAGAGAUCAGAGUUAGACUGGUGUUCACACUUAUUUGAAGCACCCAUGCAAACAUGCUCAAACACACCCAUGCACAGACACAACAUGAGGAUGAGACAGUAAAGCUCUGUGUAAUUUCAUAUUCAAGACAGAAUUGUAUGGACUUGUAUGCUGAUAUUCAUCUCUUAUGUAUCGAUAUGUUACUCAGUAGAAUAGGACGUGUUCUUACCAAACCAUUUACGUAAUGUAAAACUCCCGGUUUUACACGACACAGUAUAGACUUAAGAAAUGCCAUAGCUCUUUCCGGUUUGUUUACUUUCCACAUGUCUUUCAUUUAUAUCACAAAUUAUACUUACUGGAGUCGGUUUUUGUAGUUUUAAGUUUGAUGCCAUUGCUUCCAGUCGAAUGUAUCUUUUAAGUGCUUUGCAUAGAAUUCCCCAGCCUGUUAAAAUUGAAUGCAUUGGAUGGUGUUGAACUAAUGUUAUGUUUAAAACAUUUUUUUUGCUGCUCUAUAGCUAUAAAGAUGUGGUGUUUGGUAUUUUGUUUACAGUAUUGUAUUUGCAGUGAUUGAUGUUUCAGAGGCCUUGAAAUGUAUGUUAUUUGGCACCAUCAUGUGGCCGGUCAGGACGACUGUCCUCCAAGUGUAUAUUGUUUGCUCUUGCAAUGAAGUGUUGCUGAUGGAUGUAUUUAUAUCAUGAGCAUGGAGAAAUUGUAAAAGCAAUGGAAGUUGUCUUGACUUUGAUACAGAGGAAGACAAAGGUCCAUCAUUUCAGACUGUCCCAUGUGCCCAUGCAAAUCCAGAUCCUGACCUGGAGUCGUUCCCAGAGGGAGGGUUUUUGUCCUGGCAGCCACCUGGUGUAAUGGAUCAAUCUUCGGCACUCAGAGGUCUUUUGGAAUCAUACAUAUAUGCUAGUUAAUGCUCAUCAGAACUCAAACAAUGACAUUUCUACAUUUGCAAUAGGUGAAAGGUCAGUUUUGCUUGGGUAUCUAUUGUUCAGACAAUGCUGUGAGUAGAUGAUCGAUUUUGGUUUUGAUUUGUUCAGACAUUGAUGAGGCAUGAUGCCAGUGAGGCCACUCUGCUUGACACAGAUGAUUGGACAAGCACAAACACACAAUCAUGUUCAUACUUGCUUCUCCCACAAAAUACCUCAUAACUGUACGGCUGUAUUACCCUAUAAAUAAGAAAUUGGAGGAUCGUCACCCCCCUUCUCUCUUCUCUUCUCAACCUGGGUUGGUGCUUUGGCCAUUGGGUAUGAUCUGUCUCUGCUUCCCCCUGGCAGUGGUUGAAAAAAUAUGCAAUUGUCACACUUGAGUAAAAGUAAAGAUACCUUAAUAGAAAAUGACUUAGUGAAAGUAACCCAGUAAAAUACUACUUGAGUAAAAGUCUAAAAGUAUUUGGUUUUAAAUAUACUUAGGUAUAAAAAGUCUAAUUGAAUUAUUUCUAAUUCUGUAUAUUAAGCGAACCAAGCGGCACCAUUUUCUUGUUUCUUUAUUUAUGGAUAGCCAGGUGCACAAUCCUACACUCAGACAUAGUUUACAAACUAAGCAUCUGUGUUUAGUGAGUCUGCCAGAUCAGAGGCAGUAGAGAGGACCAGGGAUGUUCUCUUAUAAGUGUGUGAAUUGGACCAAUUUCCUGUCCUGCUAAGCAUUCAAAAUGUAACAAGUACGUUUGGGUGUCAGGGGAAAUGUAUGGAGUAAAAAGUACAGAAUUUUCAUUAGGAAUGUAAUCUGUCAAAAAAUAUCAAUAGUAAAGUACUCUCCAAAAAUACUUAAGUAGUACUUUAACGUAUUUGUACUUUACUCUGCUGCCUCCUGGUCAGCAUGUCCACAGAUCACUUUGACUGCAGGGUGACUUUUUUUGGACAAUUUCGAUCACCAUGUAAUUUAGGAGAAUUCUAGUCUACCAUAUUUUCUCUCAUAAAUUAUUGCACAGAGGAAAACUGGUUAAUCUGCAAAUCCAAGUGAUAUAAUUGUCAUUUUAUUUUCAAGAAUUCAAUCAAACCUAUUCAUACAUUUUUUUUUACAUGAAUUUGAUGUAAUAAAUACUAAACAUGG
Messenger RNA from Oncorhynchus keta (chum salmon), 3761 nucleotides. RefSeq names its product interleukin-13 receptor subunit alpha-2-like. Gene Ontology annotation, cellular component: external side of plasma membrane. Gene Ontology annotation, biological process: cytokine-mediated signaling pathway. Gene Ontology annotation, molecular function: cytokine receptor activity; protein binding. The transcript is spliced from 11 exons. The record is from RefSeq and is a predicted model, not a curated record. NCBI's taxonomy places the organism in Eukaryota, Metazoa, Chordata, Actinopteri, Salmoniformes, Salmonidae. The coding region runs from base 459 to 1688 and encodes 409 amino acids.